AGAAAAAAAAUAGUAAAAAUGUCUCUUGGGGUCUCAAUUAAAUUUGUGAUUCUUCUAUUAUCUUUCCUCCUCCUUUCCAAUGUUGGGAAAAGCCAAGAACUUGUGGUGAAUUACUACAACCAAAGUUGCCCACAAGCUGAGGAAAUAAUCAAACAACAAGUUUUUUCCUUGUACCAAAAACAUGGAAAUUCAGCCAUUUCAUGGAUUAGAAAUCUCUUCCACGAUUGCAUGGUCAAGUCAUGUGAUGCAUCUCUUUUAUUAGAGAUGAAAAAUGAAGAAGGUGUAGUUAUAUCAGAAAUGAAGUCACCAAGAAGCUUUGGGAUAAGAAAUCUUAAAUAUGUUAACAAAAUCAAACAAGUUCUUGAAAAUGAAUGCCCCAACACUGUCUCCUGUGCUGAUAUUAUGGCUCUCGCUGCAAGAGAUGCUAUUGUUCUGUUAGGGGGAUUAGAGAUGGAAAUGAAGACAGGAAGAAGAGAUAGCAAAGAGAGCUAUGGAGAAAUGGUGGAAGAAUUUAUACCAAAUCACAAUGACUCACUUUCAUUGGUUCUUUCUCGCUUUCAAGAUAUUGGCAUUGAUGCUGAAGCUACCGUUGCUCUUUUAGGAGCUCACUCAAUUGGUCGAGUCCACUGUGUAAACUUAGUGAACCGACUCUAUCCGACCGUGGACCCGACUUUGGAUCCGAACCACGCACUUUAUCUUCAAAAAAGGUGCCCAAACCCGGACCCGGACCCGAAGGCAGUCCAAUACGCGAGAAACGAUUUGGAAUCGCCAAUGGUGGUGGACAACAACUACUACAGAAAUGUAUUGGACCACAAGGCCCUUUUAUUAGUGGAUCAGCAAUUGGGCUCAAGCCCAAUAACUCUUCCUUAUGUCCAACAAAUGGCCUCCAAUAACACCUACUUUCUGGCCCAAUUUGCUAGGGCUUUGCUCUUGCUGUCUGAGAACAACCCUCUCACUGAUGACCAAGGAGAGAUUAGAAAGGAUUGUCGACGUGUCAACAAAUGAUUGGUUUGGAAAAAUAUGAGAGAGAGAGAAGUUUGGUUAUGUGAUUUACAAUAUGGUUUUUAUGUACCGUUUCAUAUUGUAUUAGAAACUAUGAGAUUUUAAUAUUGGGAGAUGUGGGUUUAUUAUCAAAUCUAUAUACUUCUUUUUUAUUAUA
Molecule: messenger RNA, 1159 nt
Organism: Cucumis sativus (cucumber)
Lineage: Eukaryota; Viridiplantae; Streptophyta; Magnoliopsida; Cucurbitales; Cucurbitaceae
Product: peroxidase 21
Exons: 5
Coding region: 19-1005 (328 amino acids)
Biological process (GO): hydrogen peroxide catabolic process; response to oxidative stress
Molecular function (GO): peroxidase activity; heme binding
Source: RefSeq, a predicted model, not a curated record